Molecule: messenger RNA, 3763 nt
Organism: Toxotes jaculatrix (banded archerfish)
Lineage: Eukaryota; Metazoa; Chordata; Actinopteri; Toxotidae
Gene: dclre1b
Product: DNA cross-link repair 1B
Exons: 4
Coding region: 469-2316 (615 amino acids)
Biological process (GO): interstrand cross-link repair; double-strand break repair via nonhomologous end joining; protection from non-homologous end joining at telomere
Molecular function (GO): damaged DNA binding; 5'-3' DNA exonuclease activity
Source: RefSeq, a predicted model, not a curated record
UGGCGGUUAGCACUGCAACUGUGAAAAUGUAACGACUGGCUAUAUGUGAUGCCGAAGGUUAGGGAAAAGAUUUUCAAAACGCAAAACUAUGGUGUCGCGAAGCAAUAAAGAGUAUUAAGCUGGAUAAAGCGUUAAAACUGGCCACGCUGUGUUUGGCGACGUGACGUUGGGAGUUCCCUCUACGGUUAGCUAAGGUUAGCUGCCAGUGGAUUGUGUUUUUGUUUUGUUUACUGCCAGCAGUCUGUUAAGUUGUCACCGAUAUCACGGCAGUAAUUUGAUCUGUGCCAUGUACUGAAACAACCUUAAUAUUACAACUCACUACUGUGACUUCUGUUGAUGUGUUUGUGAAUCGCCACAUAACAUAAAUGAACAGCAGCUAAAUAGAUAACUUUACCGUCAGUCACCAGCCCAGUCACCAGCCCAUCUGCCGCAUCGCUGGGUGUUGGACAUCCAGUGAAACCACAGACCAUGUCCGUCAAUGGGAAAGUCAUCCCGCAUACUCCGCUUGCCGUAGACUUCUGGCAGGUGCGGAAGUGUCCAGGCACCCGGCUGUUUUUCUUGUCCCACAUGCACAGCGAUCACACGGUGGGUUUGACCUCCACCUGGAGCAACCGGCCCAUCUACUGCUCACCAACCACUGCCACGCUGCUCAGACUCAAACUACAGGUGAAAGAACAGUGGAUCCAUCCAUUAGAGCUGAGCGAGCCAUACAUGCUGCCACUAGAUGACAUCGGCAAGGAGAGGCUGGUGGUCACGCUGCUUGACGCCAACCACUGUCCAGGGGCCGUCAUGUUUCUCUUUGAAGGCUACUUUGGCUCAAUACUGUACACUGGUGACUUCAGAUAUACUCCCACAAUGCUGCGUGAGCCAUGCCUAAGGACGAACACCACUAUAGAUGUCUUGUACCUGGACGGCACCAACUGUGACCCCAACCGCAUUCUUCCCUCCAGACAGCGAGCCACUCAACAAAUCAAAGAGAUCAUCCGCAGCCACCCCAACCACAAUGUUGUUAUAGGUCUGUACUCACUUGGAAAGGAGUCCCUGCUGUUGGAGCUGGCGAUGGAGUUUAAAACCUGGAUUGAGGUGAGCUUUGAGAGGAUGGAGACCCUCAAAGCUCUGGAGCUGCCUGACGUUUUCACCACCGACCCCGGAGCCGGUCGUAUCCGAGUUGUGGAUCAGUCAGCGAUUUGUUCUGCCACUUUCCAACAGUGGAACAAAGAACAGCCUACUUUGGGCAUCUUGCCCACCAGCAGGCCCCUGGUUUCCUUCCACCCCAAUGUCCAUGUGGUGCCAUACUCUGACCAUUCCUCUUAUCAAGAGCUGGAGGAUUUUGUCUCUGCACUUAAACCUGCUUCCCUUAUACCUAUUGCAGGAAAAUGCGUACCUGGAAGUCUCUCUGCCUUACUGCCCAGCAAAAAGCACCACGAAUUCCUGGUGCCUGAGUCAGUUCAACUGUACAUGUUGAGACAGCCUGAGAACCAGCUCAGCUCAUCUACAUACGCCAGCCUUCGCCACAGACACUUCCGACCUUUAACUCCUAAAGGGGUGAUAUUCGAGUCUCCUGUAAGGGCAUCCAGUAGGUCAUGCGAAGGUCUCUGGGGAGCAGAAUGCCUGGAGCAGGAUGCUUCAGAGGAAGAGAUGGACACAGAAAGUAGUGAAAAAGACUGUAUCCUUAUAGACAUUAGCAAAAAACUCACCCCAAACAUAAACAGAAGAGGGGCUGGAGACAUGUGGAGCCUCGACAUCGUCCAAACAGUCUCUGAAGAUAUGGUGUUGGCAGAGUCAGUGCCGCUCAGUCAACUCACCCAGAACAGCUUUGCUCCAGUGGAGAUUCUGACAAACACCAAGGCCUGUUUGAAGCCUGUCAGGACCAUAAGAAGGCCUUUUGAAACGAAUGCCAAAAUAAUUAACGAGACAGCAUCAAGUGGAAAUUACAAUAGUCAACAGAGCAGACAUGGAAAUGUUGAGAAUAACUACACACUGUCCGAUGAUAUCAUGCGUCAGCCCAGUGGACAUGGAAUCGACCAGGAUGACGACAUGAGGUCAGAUGACAAUAACACGAGUCAGCAUGGUGGAUGUGAAAAUGAUCAGGACAGCAGCGUGAGAUCAUUGCAGAACAGCCCAGAUUCCUCCAACUCAUCUAGCUUCUUGACGGAGGAGGAGUAUUUAGAGGAGCUUGAAAACAUUAUUUUAAAAAGUCUCCCCUUCACAGAGGAGGACUUUAAGCCCUGGGGCCUCCUGCAGCAGAGCUCUGUGCAACAGUUCCCCCUCUGUCCGCUAAAUGAUGCAAAAGAGGAUGACAUCUCAGGCAAUUAAUGUGACCUGACGUCUAAGUUUUUGCCUUGCUUUAGAGGCCUUCUAGAGUUUUCUGUGUGUGUGUUUAAGCACUUUAAAGUCAACACACUACUUUCUGUGCUCUGUCCUUGGUAACUUCCUGUUUUAUAUAAUAUUUGUGACCUUUAUGGACCAGUAUAUAAAUGUAUACUAUGGAUAAGGCAGAGUCACAGCUUUCAGUAGUAAGUAACUGAUGUUUGUAAAGUCACAUUUUUAAAAUAGAUAAGUGAAUUACUGUGUUUUUUGUUUGUUUGGUUUUUUUUGCCUUGAGAACCAGCUGUCUUGAAACACUGGUCACUUUUAAUCCUUCAUUUUUUAACAGUUGAAAAUGAGAGCCAUGGGAUAUUGGAGUGCUUUGAAAUAUCAGCGGGGUUUUGAGCCAAAAUCUUAAUUCAGUUUUAGCCUAAAAUCUGAAACAAAGUGAGAAUUUUUUUCUGCCAAAUGCUAGAUCAGCCUUUUUCACCUAAACUUUAACUUUUAUAUUAUUAGUGGGUGUGAGUCUUGCCCCUUUUGAAUAAAUUUCUUUUUGGUGUGGUUUUGGUAUCAUCUGUAUUUUGCAGUUUUGAAUCGAGUGGUUGUUGUGCUGGUACUUCAUAGUGAAAAAAACCGAAUGCUUCCUGGGGCUGUCUUUGCUUGUAACGGUAUGCUUUUCUAAGUUUUGAGAAGAUACUGUACAUGAUUAAGUAUUUUUUCUAAUAUAGUAUUUGGCAGCUAUGGUAAAGGUUGUUUCUUCAUUAGUCCACCAUUGAAGAACUAUUAGUGUGAAACACUGCUCAGCAAACUCCACUUUCACCCUGAGAUUUUAUUUUUUGAAGGUAUUAGUCAUACUAGUCGACAAUGCAAGUACACUUGUUAGGAAAAAGCUGUGUUAAAUUAGCUGCAUGUAUAAUAGCAAUAUUGCUUCCAGUUGUAUUCGUACUACAGCUUAAUGUGUGGUUCAACGCGUUCUUUGUUCCUUUGCCAACUCCAAAAAGUAGCUGCUAUUAUCCUUUUUACAUGUUUUGAUUAGAGGUGACAUAAACCAGUGGUGUGCAGCUCGGCUGCCUUCUGUGGGAAUUUAAUACGCUGGCAGUGUUAAUCCCAGAUCUUACUUGGUGUACUACCGUACUAUAAAUCUCACCUGUUGACCUAUUAACAUUUGUGAAGCCACACUUAACCUUUUUUUUUUUUUUUUGAGGAAUCCUGUUCUGUAGUUUUAUCCAAACCUUUGUCUAUUGUGAUUCACCACUACUUACUGUAUUUAUCUUUGUUCCAUAUUUCUAAAUAAAGCAACAUUUUAUGAUAAAGGAAAAUGUCCAACUUCACACAGAUUCUCUUGUGAGGUAAAGGAAGAGGAAACUCUAAUACAUGUAACUAUUAUACAGAUGUAUGUUGAAUUCAGGCUCCUUAUGUACCAGUUGUUUCCUCAGUAAAUUACAGAUUAUUUGCA